Molecule: messenger RNA, 1161 nt
Organism: Rhinichthys klamathensis goyatoka
Lineage: Eukaryota; Metazoa; Chordata; Actinopteri; Cypriniformes; Leuciscidae
Gene: htr5aa
Product: 5-hydroxytryptamine (serotonin) receptor 5A, genome duplicate a
Exons: 2
Coding region: 80-1114 (344 amino acids)
Biological process (GO): adenylate cyclase-activating adrenergic receptor signaling pathway
Cellular component (GO): plasma membrane
Molecular function (GO): G protein-coupled serotonin receptor activity
Source: RefSeq, a predicted model, not a curated record
UACAGCUGUUGCAGUCCAGUGAAGUUCUUUCUUGCUAUUUUGUAAGUGGUGUAAAGUGGACAAAAGUGCACUCAAUAACAUGGCUGAUGUCAGCCAUAACAGCUCCUUUAAUCAAAGCUCAGAAUAUGGAAAUGUCUACUGGCCACAGACAGUGUUCAGCGUCUUGACGUUCACACUGCUGGCAAUGCUUGUGGUGGCUACAUUUUUCUGGAACAUGCUCGUCCUUGUCACAAUUCUCAGAGUCAGAACAUUCCACCGUGUGCCCCACAACCUGGUGGCAUCCAUGGCCAUAUCUGAUGUUAUGGUGGCUGCUUUGGUGAUGCCUCUCAGUCUGGUCCAUGAGCUCAACGGUCGGAGUUGGAAGUUGGGCCGAGCUCUCUGCCAAGUCUGGAUAUCUUUCGAUGUCCUGUGCUGUACGGCCAGCAUUUGGAAUGUGACCGCAAUAGCCCUUGACCGUUACUGGUCCAUAACGCGCCACCUGGAGUACACGCUGAAGACCCGAAAGAAGAUCUCUAAUGGGAUGAUUGGCUUGACCUGGCUGCUCUCGUCUGUUAUUUCCCUUUCCCCUCUGUUUGGCUGGGGUGAGACCUAUUCAGAGAUGGACAUGGAGUGCCAGGUGAGCCAGGAGCCGUCUUACACCAUCUUUUCCACAUUCGGGGCCUUCUAUCUGCCUCUCUGUGUUGUGCUGUUUGUCUACUGGAAGAUAUACAAAGCUGCUAAGUUCCGUAUUGGAUCCAAGAGGACCAACACCAUCACUCCAGUUGCAGAGGCUGGAGAGGUAAAAGAGGCCUCCAGGCAACUGCCUCAGAUGGUGUUCACGGUCCGCCAUGCCACUGUGAUAUUUCAGACUGACAGUGAGACGUGGCGAGAACAGAAGGAGAAGCGAGCGGCUCUGAUGGUGGGCAUCCUCAUCGGAGUGUUCGUCCUGUGCUGGAUCCCUUUCUUCCUCACCGAGCUCAUCACUCCGCUGUGCUCCUGUCACAUUCCACCGAUAUGGAAGAGUGUCUUCCUCUGGCUGGGCUACUCCAACUCCUUCUUCAACCCGCUCAUUUACACAGCCUUCAACAAGAACUAUAAUAACGCUUUCAGGAAUCUCUUCUCCCGCCAGCGCUGAGAGAUAGCAGAAGUCUUGGCCUCGCCACAAAUGCCAGUUUAAACCAC